Molecule: messenger RNA, 290 nt
Organism: Racocetra persica
Lineage: Eukaryota; Fungi; Glomeromycota; Glomeromycetes; Diversisporales; Gigasporaceae
Source: the annotation of a GenBank genome assembly
CGAAGGACUUCGUCCUGAUUCUAAUGAAGACAUGACACCACAAGCCAUUAGUAAUUUGAUCAAACGUUGCUGGAGUGAAAAUCCUAAAGAUCGACCUGAUGCUGUUGAAUUGGUUAAUAUAUUUGGUAGUUUCAGACAGAAAGAAAGUGAAAUAUGGUCCGAAAUUGAUGCCAUGGAAAAAAAUAUAGAUUUUAGCAUACUCACAACUGAAGCUUCACAAUUUCUAAAUUACAAAACAUCGAAACAAGCAAUCUACACUAGUAGACUUAUUACACUUCCACCAAUACCAG